Molecule: messenger RNA, 580 nt
Organism: Paraglomus brasilianum
Lineage: Eukaryota; Fungi; Glomeromycota; Glomeromycetes; Paraglomerales; Paraglomeraceae
Source: the annotation of a GenBank genome assembly
ACUUGAUAGCGAACCAAAUAAUAUGAACAACGAUUAUAUCGAACAUUAUAACAACAUCUGUCAAUCGACUUUCCCGGAGGACUUUAAUUUUGAAGACAACAAUCCUCCAAUUUACGUGCCUGUUAAUUUGCAAUCCCAACCUCAUAUUCAAGAUUUCCUCCCUUCUGCUACUUCCGUUUUCCUCUCCGAUAAUGUCGAUACGAUGGACUACGGAACUUAUACAGGCGAUUAUACAUCGUAUCAAUGUAACCCCUCAGAAUGUAACGUUGACACAAUGGAUGAACAAUUGAAUCCACCUCCCCACGAUCAAGUCGAAAACAGUUCUUGUCCGCUUCCAGUAUCUUUUCAGACAGUCUGUGGCCCCUCCGUCCCUCAUUCUGACACGACAAACGACGGUCCGACUGAUAAUUAUUCUCACCAUUUCGGUAUGAUCAACAAUACAUGUAUUUUAUGCAUUCUUAUGCAAAUGCCCACAAGCCACGAAUACCUUCUUAUUAGAGAAGAGCGAACCCAAUCAGGGUUAGGCAGGGUAUCUGCUGCUGCCAGUAUUAACGAAAUCAUAGCUUUAACUCGAAUGUAA